AUGUUCUGUACGCUAGGUUAUGUUAACUCACGGAGAGUUUAUCAAGCCUAUUGUGAGACCCAUCAACUUCACAAUGUUUCACGGUCCUCUAUUGCUCGGAUUGGGUCAUUACAAGCUUAUUUCAUAUUCAGUGGAGGUCUCAUUGAUGCUCCUUUAUUUUCAUCGAUAUGGCGGCAAGUCAUUCUUCCUUUAGCAUUGUUUUAUCAGUUCAUGCUGGCCCAGGGCAUCUUAGGUGGCCUUGCCAACGGGUACACCAUGGCACCAUCCAUGGCUGCGACGCCUCAGUACUUUAAUAAGAAGUGUGGUGCAGCUAUGGGAAUCGCCAUAGCUGGCUCAUCUAUCGGUGGAGUUAUUCUUCCUAUCGCUUUGAACCGGAUGCUCAACAAUACCAACCUCGGAUUUGGCUGGUCCGGUCGUGUCGUCGCUUUUAUCGUCACAGGCAUACUCAUUCCGGCCUGCAUUCCCAUUAAAGCUCGCCUGCCCCCUAGGAAAAGUCAAUUCCUCUUACCUUCUGCAUUCAAAGAUCCUCAAUAUUCUCUUCUCGUUACUUGUUACUGUACUUCUGAUCGCCUCGGACGACUGAAUAUUCUAUGCGCACCGGGAAUUAGCAGCGGGAUCCUUACUCUAUGCUGGCAACGAGUACAAGGCAAUUCCGGUAUCAUUAUGUUCACCGCUAUAUAUGGUUUCUGCUCAGGAGCUAUAAUUUCAGGGUCAUCUGUUAGUUUAGCCUCAUGCUCAAAAGACCCCAAGAACAUCGGUACAUUCAUGGGGAUGGGUAUUGCAUUUGGGAGAGUUGCAGCACUAAUCGGACCCCCCAUAAGCGGCGCGCUUUACGAUCAAUACGAGAAUUUGGAUCAGGUAUCCACAUUUUAUGGCGUGGUGUGUUUAUUCGGUGGUAUUUUGGUUCUCCUGACAAAAAAUAGUGGCAGUUUGCCAUACCUCGUACACUUUCUUUGCCUCCUCAGUCAACGAUCGGAACAAAGCAAGGAUCCUGAUUUUUUUGACACUACUUGA
Messenger RNA from Aspergillus alliaceus, 1014 nucleotides. Its product is annotated as major facilitator superfamily domain-containing protein. Gene Ontology annotation, molecular function: transmembrane transporter activity. Lineage: Eukaryota; Fungi; Ascomycota; Eurotiomycetes; Eurotiales; Aspergillaceae. The record is from RefSeq and is a predicted model, not a curated record. Gene Ontology annotation, cellular component: fungal-type vacuole membrane. Gene Ontology annotation, biological process: transmembrane transport. Bases 1 to 1014 code for a protein of 337 amino acids. The transcript is spliced from 6 exons.